Bombus huntii is the source of this 3012-nucleotide messenger RNA. RefSeq lists its product as uncharacterized. Bases 1704 to 3011 code for a protein of 435 amino acids. The record is from RefSeq and is a predicted model, not a curated record. The transcript has 2 exons. Lineage: Eukaryota; Metazoa; Arthropoda; Insecta; Hymenoptera; Apidae.
AUUGCACGAACAUUCGCCUAAUUCGAUCGUUUUAAUUCAAUUGUGGCACCGCCUUUAAUGCCACUGGCCGAGGGGGAUCCAUUAAACGAUUGGCGAUAAACAUAAUAUAACGUUCCUCGUUUGACUGUCACGUGCUUUAAACUUUAAACGGAUACGCUUAUCAGAGCUAAUAAUUCAAACUUCGUUUAUUUAGAACGCUUUAACAAAUAAAAAAUAUAUCUAUAUAUAUCUUUAGCAAUCCUUCGCGCAAUAAAUUUCAUAAUAAUUUAUGAAAACGGUUUCAUGAAAUGUCAAUAUAAUUAGCACAGGUAUAUCUGGAGACAUUGUCCACACAAGUAGAGUUUUAAAUUGAAAUAUAAGUAACAGUCAUAAUUCUAAUAUAUAAGACAAAAAGAGAAAGAAUCGGUCGAAGAAGAAAGAAAAAUUAUUAUAAACUUAUAUAAUAAGCUCAAAACAAUUAAUCCAUUAUUGGCAAUUUCGUUCCUUACUGAAAUGCGUUAUUAUAUAAAAAGUCGACAAAUUUGACAAACUUUUCGUUGUGCGAUUCUCCAAUUUUCUUAUGAUAUAGAUAUAUCUUCAUGAAACGAUUGGUAACGGUUUUCGCGUUGAACAAGAUGCUCGUUCUUCAAACAAUAACGUACGUUGAAAAUGAUAUCGUAUUUGAAUAAGAUUAGUCGAUAUUCUAACCGAUAAACUUACACACUGUCCUUUUUAUCGACUUGAGCUGUUUAGCUACGCAUCUAUGGGAGGGAGCCGGUUUUCCAUGGUAAAAUACUCCAUCGGAUAAGAAUGUUGGCGAAACCUCAGUUAUGUAAUAAUCGAGAGGUGCUGGCUCUGGAAACUAGAUCACCCCGCCAUAAGAUGAUUAUAUCAUAAUUAUGCGGGGACUGUAGAACAUAAUAAGUCAAACUUUUUAAAAGGGAACAUGUUACCAUAAUUGAAUUUUUAUCUAAUUUUCUACUUUAUAUCAAAAUUUCCCUCUUUAGCAAUAAAGUGAUAUUAAAAUUAAAAAAUCAAUAAAAAUGUACUUAUUAUGUUUUUCUCCUGUAACUAUCAUAUGGAGGACUGAUUGAGAAUAAUGGUAGUGUAAAUUAUUCCACUACAAGUUUACAUGAAAUAGUGUUCUGAUAUUUUAAUAUACAAAAUUCGUUAUAUUUUUGCAAUAAGAGAAUGAAAUAUUUUUAAAUAUUAAUUGAAAUAACAAAUUAAAAUAUUAAUAGCAAAAGAAAUGAUACUUUAAAAAGUCAAAAUAUUUGAUUAAAUUUAAACUCUCGAAAUCUCAAAUUAUAUACAUUAUUAUAAUUUUCAGUUCGCCAUAUGCAGACACUAAUUAAAUAGUUCCUUAUUCAUACCAUGAACAUUUCCAAAUUCGAAAAAAGAAUAAAGAAGAAUUAAACUCCUACUUGAAAUUUACUUGUGAAAUUACAGAGUUUGCGAAUCAGUCAAACUUAUCGAAUCGAUGAUUCACUGAGGUUCCAUGGGAACUGUGGUUCGUCUGUCUGCAAGUGAAGAUAACCACGACCAUUUCAUCAAGAUGACAGCGUCGCUGAUCGGUUCCGACGUGACUCUCGGAACUUCAUCAAGGGAAUGCGGUUCCGCUUCUCGGUUUCAUGCCGAUCAUCUUGGCGCCAAAUCGCGUCUCGAUCGAAAGUACCAAUGAGUUAUGAGCAAGAAAUCGAAACCAGUUCCUCAAGAUUAUCGUGAUGUCUAUGAAUCGACCUACGGACCGUGGUCAUCGUGCGAAGAAAAAAAUUUCAAAGGAGAGUAGCAAAAACAAAUCGGAAGCGGUAGUAGUACCAGAGUUCGGAAGUCGCGAUGCUGUUUCUUCAGACUGCAAAGAACAAUAUCUCUUCUUAUUAGAAUUCUUCAUACAUCACGUUACCAGCGAACGUUUAGCGAAGCUCAACCAAAUGUUCUUCGUCCCCACGACGAUAUCUGUGGAGUUCCUCAACUUCACAGGGAGGAACGGUAUCGAAAUAACUCCGGUGGACCCGUUAUUUCAACCUCAAGCAGGAGUUGCAGACGAUAUCGAGUAUUUCUUCUGUGGUCGCUCCGUGAUGUUCGCCAUAGAUCAAUACACUGUGGUCAACAAAGACUUGGACCUAAUCAUCAAACUAUGUGUAGAAAAAAAAAUGCCAGAAUGUGUGAAACCAGAUGUGUUAAUAGGUAACGGGGAGCUAGAUAUUUCCAAACAUUUCGCCGCCCUACGAAAAGAAAUGUUGCAAUGCUGGCACAAAAUGGCACCACCACCGAAAGUCUUCGAGGGAGAAGUUCCUGUAAUUUAUAACGAAAACACGAUCGGCGAUAUAUGCAUGUUCGUCAGAAUUUCUGCAUUCGGGCAAACUAUCGUCACCGAAUUUGACGCACCACCUGAUAGAACUAUCUCGUCUUAUAUCUUCAAAGGCGGCGACUGUAACGAAAAAUCACCAACUUACAAAUGUCGUAUCGUUGAUCCUCACGUUGCGGACGUCUGUAGGGAGUCGAAAGACGAAUUAUUGAAAGACGGGCCUCCUUGUCGCGUUUGUAUCAAGGAACAACAUCCUUGUACACCGUGUGGACAGCCAAUCGGGGCCACGUUGAAACCAAACGUUAGUUGCAAACAGAUCAGCGAAGUAACUCAUGUGACGACGUCGAAACCGAAUAUUUGUUCCGAUGUGCACAAGCAGGCCGGUUUGAUACAAUCGAGCCGUGGACCGGUGCAACCGUGUGGAAAAGCUGUGGUUCUGAAAGUGUCCGGGAUUCUGGACACGGGUCAGGACAAAAAGCCGACAGUCACAGUGGCACCUGAGUCCGAAGCUACACCAGAUACCGAUCCUGACCAUGACGUGUUCGUCCUCAGAAUUGGGAAAAAAGGGAUUGUCGGAGCUGGAGAAAAGUCGGAUAUACAGUUGGAAAUGAAAACACCGAAAGGGCCCGAAAAGGGACCUCCUAUCCGAUGCGAGACCAGAGAGAUGCAGACUGACGAUAAGGUGUACAAAAAGACACAUGCAAAGAAAAAGAAAAAGAAAUGAA